This is a messenger RNA of Closterium sp. Yama58-4, 5313 nucleotides long. The record is from the annotation of a GenBank genome assembly. Lineage: Eukaryota; Viridiplantae; Streptophyta; Zygnematophyceae; Desmidiales; Closteriaceae.
AUGCUUUUUUUGACAUUGUUAUCACUCACAGUCGCCCUCCUAGAGGAGCACCUGCUCGCGGCCGAAAAGAGCAUUGUAGCUGUCGGUGCUGCUCGUGGCGCUCCUCGCACCCCCAUCUUUGAGGGGUGUUCUCCCUCUCCCCUCGCUCCCUCCUACGCUGCUGCUGCUGCUGUUGACUUCCUUGGUGCUGAGUCUGUUGGCGCUGCUUCUACUCCUGGUGGGAGGCGCCGCACCGGCAAGGGCAAGGGGGGCAAAAGUGGUGGUGGUGGCGCUGGUGGGGGAGGAGGUGGGGGAGGUGGGGGGGGAGGCGGUGCUGGAGGGAGCGGUGGCGGGAGCGCUGGUGGGAGUGGGGUCGGUGGUGGAGACGGGGGCGGCGGAGGGAGCAGUGGCAGUAGUGGCGGCGGCGGCGGUGGCGGUGGUGGCGGUGGUGGCGGUGGUGGCGGUGGCGGUCGGAGCGGUGGUAGUGGUGGCGGCGGAGGUCGGAGUGGAGGCACUGGCUCUGGCCAGAGCUCCCAGCAGCAGCAGCGUCCCCAGACGACCCAGCAGCUUCGUGACCGCAAGGGACAGACGUGUGGGAGGUUCCACACCCCGUACCGCUGCUUCUCCCGCCUUGACGACGCUUGGCGUGAGGAGAUGGGUGCGGAUGUUGAGCGCCCCCGCUGGGCUGAGCUCAUGAGGGCUGGUGUUGAUGUCUUUGCUCUUGACUAUGAUGCUAUUAUUGCUGCCAUGUAUGCAUUGACUGUUAGUGCCGAGGGAGACUGUUACCUGUGUGUGCCGCCUGACCCAGGUAUAGAGCCCGCUGCCCUUGGUACUAGUGAGUCUGCUCUCUCUGGUAUGGUGCCCCCUGUACUUGCUCCCUCCAGUGCUGUCCCGGCUGGUUUCGAGUCUGCUCUCUCAGGUACAGCACCCACAGCGACUGCUCUCUCAGGUACCGCACCGGCUGAGGCCUGUCACACCUUCACCCUUGACUCAGGUGCUUCCCGUUGCUUCUUUCGUGACAGUACUGAGCUCACACCGCUUCCUGCACCGGUCCCAGUCUCCUUGGCUGACCCCUCUGGGGGCCCAGUCCUUGCCCAGUCCACCACUGUCCUCCCUUGUCCGGCGGUUCCGUCUGGCUCGUUGUCGGGUUUCCACCUCCCCUCGUUCUCGACGAACCUGGUGAGCAACGCUGUCCUCCAGGAUCAGUGGGUUGACACCUUUACCCCUGGCGGACAGCGUGUGGCGAUCUGCACGUGCUCCAGGACCGGCCGUCACCUGGCUACGUUCACCCGUCGGCCGGGGUCGAGUCUCUACACACUGACCACUGCGUCUCCCCAGGUAGCUGCUGUCGGUCAGGUGUCUGCGUCAGGUCUGGUGGCCCACGCCUGUGAGUGUCGUUCCCUGUCGCACCAGACUCUUCUCUGGCACCACCGCCUGGGUCACCCCUCCUUGCCACGCCUUCGUGGCAUGCACCGUCGCCUCCUUGUGUCCGGUCUUCCCAGGUCCCUCCCUCCCCUCCCUGCCUCGCCUGCGCCGCCUUGCCUUCCUUGCGUCGAGGGGCGGCAGCGCGCCGCUCCUCACUCCUCCUCGUUCCCCCCGACAGAGGCUCCUCUGGAGACCCUCCACCUGGACGUGUGGGGCCCAGCCCGCGUUCGUGGUCAGGGCGGUGAGCGGUAUUUUUUGCUGGUUGUCGACGACUACUCGCGUUACACCACGGUCUUCCCCUUGCGCACCAAGGGUGAGGUCCCUGCUGUUCUGAUCCCUUGGAUCCGCACGGUUCGUCUCCAGCUCCGCCGCCGUUUCCGGACGGAUCUUCCUGUCCUGCGUCUGCACUCUGACAGAGGUGGUGAGUUUUCCUCCGACCUCUUGAGGACCUUCUGUCAGGCGGAGGGCAUCGAGCAGACCUUCACGCUUCCGGACUCCCCACAGCAGAAUGGGGUUGCUGAGCGUCGCAUUGGCCUGGUCAUGGAGGUCGCUCGUACCUCCUUGGUCCACGCGGCGGCUCCCCAUUUUCUGUGGCCGUUUGCUGUCCGGUACGCCGCGCAUCAGCUCAACCUCUGGCCCCGUGUCUCCUUGCCGGAGACCUCGCCCACACUGCGUUGGACGGGGGAGGUUGGCGAUGCGUCGCGCUUCCGGGUGUGGGGUGCUCGUGCCCUUGUCCGCGAUACGUCUGCGGACAAGCUCUCCUCCCGCACGCUUCCCUGUGUCUUCCUUGGCUUUGUCCCUGACGCGCCUGGCUGGCAGUUUUACCACCCCACCUCGCGCCGGGUCUUCGCCUCUCAGGAUGUCACCUUUGACGAGUCGGUCCCCUUUUACCGUCUCUUCCCCUACCGCACUGCCCCCCUCCCUCCCCCGCCGCUUUUCCUUGCUCCUGGUCCCCCUCCGGUAGACCCCCUUCCCCCUCAGGGUCCUGCUCCUUCAGGUGUCUCUCAGGUAGACCCUCCUCCCGUCGCUGAGCCUGUCGAGGUCACAGGUGACUCAGGUGCUGCUGCGGGUGGUGCUGCUGGGAGUGCUGAGCCUGGGGGUGCUGAGCCUGGGGGUGCUGGGCCUGGGGGUGCUGGGACUGAGGGUGCUGGAGCUGAGGGUACGGUGCCUGAGAGUACGGAGCCUGGGGGUGCUGCGCCUGGGGGUGCUGAGCCUGCGGGUGCGAGGCCUGGGAGUGCUGGGACUGCGGGUGCUGGGGCUGAGGGUACUGUGCCUGAGAGUUUGCCGCCUGGGGGUGCUGAGCCUGGGGGUGCUGCGACUGGGGGUGCUGAGCCUGCGGGUACUGAGCCUGCGGGUACUGAGCCUGGGGGUGCUGCUACUGAGCCUACGGAGCCUCGGGUUACUGUGUCUGGGGGUGCUCCGGUUCGGGGUGCUGAGCAGUCUCUCACACCGCAGCAGCUUCGUGACUGGUACGUCCGACGCUUUCGCCGUCCUAGUGGCUCGGCUGGAGUUGGGGGUGCUGGAGUUGCUCGUCCUGGGGGUGCUCGUACUGGGGGUACUGGAGCUGCCGGGACUGGCUGUUCUGGGAGCGCUGCGACUGGAGCUGCUGGAGCUGGGGACUCUGGCGUUGGCGGUGCUAGCGGAGUUGGAGCUCCCGACUCUGGGGGUGGCGCUGCUGCUGGUGCUGCGGACCCACCUGGUGGAGCUGCUGCUGGUACUGAGGAGUCGGACGGUGGAGCUGCUGCUGGAGCUGGGGACCCGGCCGGUGGAGCUGCUGCUGGUGCUGUGGACCCGGACGCUGGAGCUCCUACUGAGCGUCGUGAGCCUGAGUCUCGUCCUGCGUCGCCUGUUCGUCCUGCUCGCACUGGUAGUCGUGUCCGUCGUGAGCGUCCUCCGCCUGUCCCAGGCACUCACUACAUGACUCUGCGUCCCUCUACUGCUCCUCGGCGUGUCCCUCUACCGUCUCCUCCUGCGUCCUCUUUGCCUGCCGUUCCGGACCCUGAGUCUGACCGGUAUCGCGCUGAGCACCCUACAGUCACGCGUCUCCUUGCUACUGUUGUCACUGACCCCACCUUUGAGUCCUCGGCUGCGUCUGCUCUGGUCGCUGAGUUGGUUGACUUUGCUGCUGCCUGUCGUCUAGACUACGCUGCUAGCCUUGUCGCUGAGUCAGAGUCUGCGUCAGUCUGUCCUCCGUCCGUCGGGGGUGAGUGUGCUCUUGGCACGGACGUCCUUGAGGACAGGCAGGAGGACUUUGACUCACUUGCGGCUGCUGUACCUCAUCUCGUGGCCUGGUUGCUUGCCCCUGAGGGAGACCCGGAUGCACUAGACAUCCCCACUCCGCGCACCUACGCAGAGGCGAUCUCGGGUCCCUACUCCUCUCAGUGGCAGACAGCCAUGGACGCAGAGAUGGCAUCCUGGAAGUCCACAGGCACCUACGUCGACGAGGUUCCCCCUCCUGGGGCGAACAUCGUCGAUGGCAUGUGGAUUUUCAGGGUGAAGCGGCCGCCAGGUUCUCCGCCUGUCUUCAAGGCUCGUUACGUUGCUAGAGGCUUCAGUCAGCGUCAGGGGGUCGACUUCUUCCAGACCUUCUCCCCCACCCCGAAGAUGACCACUCUUCGGGUUCUGCUGCACGUUGCUGCUCAGCGUGACUACGAGCUUCACUCUCUUGACUUCAGCACAGCGUUCCUGCAGGGCAGCCUGCACGAGGAGAUCUGGCUGCGCCGCCCACCUGGCUUUACUGGGUCGUUUCCCCCUGGUACCCAGUGGAGUCUCCGCCGGCCAGUCUACGGUCUCCGCCAGGCGCCACGUGAGUGGCACGACACACUGAGGACUACUCUUGCGGCUCUUGGGUUCGCGCCGUCUACUGCUGACCCGUCGCUGUUUCUGCGCACAGACACGUCGCUGCCGCCGUUCUACAUCCUCGUGUACGUCGACGACUUGGUCUUUGCUACUGCUGACACUGAGGCACUCGCUCGUGUGAAGUCGGAGCUGCAGAAGAGACACACCUGCACUGACCUGGGUGAACUGCGUAGCUACCUUGGCCUGCAGAUCACCCGGGACAGAGCUCGCCGCACCAUCACCCUGACUCAGUCACACAUGGUGCAGCAGGUCCUUCAGCGCUUCGGCUUCCAGUUCUCCUCACCACAGGCCACACCUCUGGCUACCAGCCACUCGCUCUCAGCUCCACCUUCGGACGAGCCCGUAGAGCCGAGUGGCCCGUACCCAGAGCUUGUAGGCUGCCUCAUGUACCUGAUGACUUGCACGCGACCUGACCUCGCGUACCCUCUUAGCAUCCUUGCUCGUUACGUUGCGCCUGGGAGACACAGGCGAGAGCACUGGGAGGCUGCUAAGAGGGUGCUGCAUUACCUGUGCAGUACAUCAGGCAUGGGGCUGGUGCUUGGAGGACGCGACAGAGUUGUCCUCACUGGUCACUCGGACGCCUCUUGGGUGGACGACCUGGCUACGCAGCGGUCGUCACAGGGUUACACCUUCAGCCUUGGCUCAGGUUCUGUCUCGUGGCGGUCCACCCGCUCUUCCUCUGUUCUCGGCUCUAGUUGUGAGGCUGAGAUCUACGCCACAGCCAUGGCUGCACAGGAGUUACGCUGGCUCACCUACCUGCUGACUGACUUGGGAGAGCGGCCUAGUUCUCCUCCAGUUCUGUACGGUGACAACAAGGCGGCUCUUGCCUUGUGUCAGGAGCACAGACUGGAGCACAGGACGAAGCACAUUGCUCUUCGCUACUUUCUUGCUCGAGAGCUUCAGCAGCGCGGUCAGCUUCGGCUUGUGUACGUGGACUCGAAGGCCAACACUGCUGAUAUCUUCACCAAGGCGCUCCCGCCUAGUGAUCAUCAGCGGCACUGUACUUCUUUAGGCCUUGUGUCCACGUUUCCUCACUUGCUCACUGCUUGA